Molecule: messenger RNA, 985 nt
Organism: Eutrema salsugineum
Lineage: Eukaryota; Viridiplantae; Streptophyta; Magnoliopsida; Brassicales; Brassicaceae
Product: PHD finger protein ALFIN-LIKE 4
Exons: 5
Coding region: 92-853 (253 amino acids)
Biological process (GO): regulation of DNA-templated transcription
Cellular component (GO): nucleus
Molecular function (GO): transcription coregulator activity; transcription cis-regulatory region binding; histone binding
Source: RefSeq, a predicted model, not a curated record
UCUCUCGCACACAAUUCUCAGGGGCAAGUCAAAUACUUCUCUCUUCUUCUCUGUCUCUGUCUCUCGGUGAACUAAGCUGUUCUGUAAGAUUAUGGACGGAGGUGCAGCGUACAACCCACGCACCGUGGAGGAGGUUUUUAGGGAUUUUAAGGGUCGUAGGGCUGGCAUGAUUAAGGCUUUAACCACCGAUGUUCAAGAGUUUUACCGACUUUGCGAUCCCGAAAAGGAGAACCUGUGCCUUUAUGGGCACCCGAACGAGCACUGGGAAGUGAAUUUACCAGCUGAAGAGGUUCCCCCGGAGCUGCCAGAGCCGGUCUUGGGUAUUAACUUUGCCAGAGACGGGAUGCUGGAAAAGGAUUGGUUGUCCCUUGUUGCUGUCCACAGUGAUGCAUGGCUUCUUGCAGUUUCUUUCUUUUUCGGAGCCAGGUUUGGAUUUGACAAAGCUGAUAGGAAACGGCUUUUUAACAUGAUGAAUGAUCUCCCAACAAUUUUCGAGGUCGUGGCUGGAACUGCAAAGAAACAGUCAAAGGACAAAUCCUCUUUUUCCAACAAUAGCAGCAACAGAUCCAAAUCAAACUCCAAGCGAGGAUCAGAACCGCGGCCCAAGUUCUCAAAGGCAGAGCCCAAAGAUGAAGAGGAAGAGGAAGGUGUGGAAGAGGAGGAUGAGGAUGAGCAAGGGGAGACACAGUGUGGGGCAUGUGGUGAGAGCUAUGCCGCCGAUGAGUUCUGGAUCUGCUGUGACCUUUGUGAGAACUGGUUCCAUGGGAAGUGUGUGAAGAUAACACCAGCCAGGGCUGAACACAUCAAGCAGUACAAGUGCCCAUCUUGCAGCAACAAGAGGGCUCGCUCUUAAACUCGUUUUAAUUGCCGCCUCUGUGUAUUUUGCUUUGCAUAUGAUGAACAACAACAGCUUAACUGUUUGGUUAGAUCAGAUUUGUCGGUUAAGACUUCAUGUUGAUUUGGUAAUCUAGGCGCAAGUUAGCCU